AAUUGAAAGCUAAAUGUUGGCAAUCAAUGCAAUACAAAGUUUGUAAACAAACUUUAAAUUUCACAAAAAAUAAUUACAAAAAACGAUUAAAUUAAUUAAAAAUGAAGCUUUUAUUAAUAUUGAGUGUUCUUCAAUUAGCAUUUAUUGAAAUUAAUGCAAUUUAUUGCUACCGAUGCACGAGUACACAACCAGGAUGUGCUACACCAUUUAAUUGGCAUUGGCGCUUUUGGGGUGACCAUUGUCCUGCUGAUGAUGAUAUCUGUGUGAAAAUUAUUGAACGCAAAGAUGCAACUGAAGUGAUCACACGAGAAUGUUUAAGUACCAUUAAAAGUUUUCGUACCGAUAUACCUGCUGAUUUAUAUGAAGGAUGUCGUCCCGCUGCAAAGGAUGUUCGGCUUGCACAUUAUGUGAAUAAUACAAUAAAGGAGCUUGAUAUUCGACGUGAUCAUUAUGAUUCGACUACAUUCUGUUUUUGUUUUUUGGAUCAUCGAUGUAAUGAUGGAGUCACCAAUCAAGUUUCGAUCGUUACAAUGUCAAUUACGUUGUUUUUAUGCUUCGUGUAUUGGUUAUAAAAUUUGUGGUUUUUUUCUCAAAGUAAUUUGAACCUCUGAAUUUUUCACUGCCUUAAAACAGAGGUUUUGAUAUUAUAAGAAUUUUUUAACCCUUUGAGCGUCAAGUGAGUCAAUUGUUUCAUUUAAUAUCAAUAUUUUUUUCAUAAUUGGAUCAAUUUAGUAAGUUUUAUGGUAAAAUAUCUUCAACAUCAAUUUAAAUCACAAAAUCUCAGUUUUUGAGUUCAAAUUAGUAAAUGAUUUUUACCACAAUUCUAAUGAGAAUCAAAAAGAAUCAGGAAAUUUUUGUUAUAGUCGUGAAAUAGUCAUAUUUUUCGCAUAAUUAUGCUACUUCAUAAAUUACCAGGGAAUUUUUGUUAUAGCCGGUAGUAAUAGUCAGAUAGUUCCAUGAGACCAAUCAUCUUUUGAUAUUUUUAUUUGCGUCCACCUCAAAUGCUCAUGUAUUUAUAAAUACUUGGCACCCAAAGGGUUAAAAUGUGAUUCACUGUAAUUGUACAAAGCCUUAACAAUUGUAAAUCAAUUAAUUUAGUGCCUUUGAAUAUCAUUGUACGUUUAUAAAAUUAUCAACAAUUUUUUCUUAAACUUUGUGAAGCUAAUGUAGAUAAAACAAUGACAAAAUUUUGAAUCUCAAAUUUUUAUACAAUGAAGACAAUUUUAUUU
Messenger RNA from Chrysoperla carnea, 1229 nucleotides. RefSeq lists its product as uncharacterized. The transcript is spliced from 3 exons. Gene Ontology annotation, biological process: regulation of synaptic transmission, cholinergic; positive regulation of voltage-gated potassium channel activity; sleep. The coding region runs from base 102 to 572 and encodes 156 amino acids. Lineage: Eukaryota; Metazoa; Arthropoda; Insecta; Neuroptera; Chrysopidae. The record is from RefSeq and is a predicted model, not a curated record.